Molecule: messenger RNA, 4918 nt
Organism: Clupea harengus (Atlantic herring)
Lineage: Eukaryota; Metazoa; Chordata; Actinopteri; Clupeiformes; Clupeidae
Product: dynamin-2-like
Biological process (GO): receptor internalization; synaptic vesicle budding from presynaptic endocytic zone membrane
Cellular component (GO): cytoplasm; plasma membrane; microtubule
Molecular function (GO): microtubule binding; GTPase activity; GTP binding
Source: RefSeq, a predicted model, not a curated record
UACGCCGGAGGUUCGAGUUCCUCUGACCGGAUAGCAUAAGUUUUCUGUUAUUCAGCCGAGUUCGACCCUGUUUUUGUGGAACUCAAACUGCUUUUGUUGUCUUGUCUCGCUCGAACACUUUUCUGCGUCUUGCAUUUAUGUCACUCUAUUAUUUGACCAAACUCUCACAAUAGUCUACGAGGCACUCGCGAGGUUUCUACGGGGUGAUUUUUGCAUUUCCCGAUCAACUAAGGACUACUUAUCCGCUACUCUGCCUCACCCAGUCAGCGUUUCGACGUGUGCCACCGUGUCGCCUCGGUCUAGCCAUGGGGAACCGGGGAAUGGAGGAUCUCAUUCCCCUCGUCAAUAAACUUCAAGAUGCUUUCAGCUCAAUUGGACAGAGUUGCAGCUUGGACCUGCCACAGAUCGCUGUGGUCGGUGGACAGAGCGCUGGCAAAAGCUCUGUGUUGGAGAAUUUCGUGGGCAGGGACUUCCUUCCACGAGGCUCAGGGAUCGUCACCCGUAGACCUCUGGUCCUUCAGCUGGUCAACAACAUAGCAGAGUAUGCUGAGUUCCUGCAUUGUAAGGACAGGAAGUUUGUGGACUUUGACGAAGUCCGCCGGGAGAUCGAGGCGGAGACAGACCGGAUCACCGGCUCCAACAAGGGAAUCUCACCCAUACCGAUCAACCUCCGAGUCUUCUCCCCCCAUGUCUUGAAUCUGACCUUGAUCGACCUCCCGGGCAUGACGAAGGUUGCCGUGGGCGACCAGCCGGUAGACAUCGAGUUCCAGAUCAAAGAGAUGCUCCUUCAGUUCAUAACCCGGGAUAACUGCCUCAUCCUGGCCGUGACGCCAGCCAACGCCGACUUGGCCAACUCAGAUGCCCUCAAGAUCGCCAAAGAGGUCGACCCACAGGGCCUGAGGACCAUCGGUGUGCUCACCAAACUGGACCUGAUGGAUGAGGGGACGGACGCCAGAGACAUCCUGGAGAACAAGCUGCUGCCGCUACGCAGAGGUUACAUUGGGGUGGUGAACCGUAGUCAGAAGGACAUUGACGGAAGGAAGGACAUCAGCGUGGCUCUCACCGCCGAGAGGAAGUUCUUCCUGUCGCACCCGGCCUACCGCCACAUAGCCGAGCGCAUGGGCACCUCGCACCUGCAGAGGACCCUGAACCAGCAACUGACGAACCACAUCCGCGACACCCUGCCGACUCUGCGCAGCAAGCUGCAGUCUCAGCUGCUCUCGCUGGAGAAGGAGGUGGAAGAGUACAAGAACUUCAAACCUGACGACCCGCAACGCAAGACCAAGGCUUUACUCCAGAUGGUUCAGCAGUUUGGCGUGGACUUUGAGAAGCGCAUCGAGGGCUCUGGAGAUCAGGUGGACACUGUAGAACUUUCCGGAGGUGCUCGCAUCAAUCGUGUCUUCCAUGAGAUCUUCCCCUACGAGCUCUUCAAGAUGAAGUUUGAUGAGAAGGAGCUGAGGAGAGAGAUCAGCUAUGCCAUCAAGAACAUCCAUGGUGUCAGGACGGGGCUGUUCACGCCGGACUUGGCGUUCGAGGCCAUCGUGAAGAAACAGAUUGUUAAGCUGAAGGAACCCUGUCUGAAGUGUGUGGACCUGGUGGUGUCUGAGCUCUCUACACUGAACCGCAAAUGUACAGAGAAGCUGAAUUCCUAUCCUCUACUGAGGGAGGAGACUGAGCGGAUCGUCACCACCCAUGUCAGGGAGCGGGAAGGCAAGACCAAGGAUCAGGUUUUGCUCUUGAUUGACAUGGAGCUGUCUUACAUCAAUACUAACCACGAGGACUUCAUCGGAUUCGCCAAUGCUCAGCAGAGGAACGCCAAUGUGAGCAAGAAGAGAGCCAUGCCCAAUCAGGUGAUCAGACGUGGUUGGCUGACUAUCAACAUCAGUAUUAUGAAGGGCGGGUCUAAAGAGUACUGGUUCGUGUUGACCGCGGAGUCUCUGUCCUGGUACAAGGACGAGGAGGAGAAAGAAAAGAAGUACAUGCUUCCUUUGGACAACCUGAGGAUCAAGGAUGUGGAGAAGGGCUUCAUGUCAACCAAACAAACCUUUGCCAUCUUCAACACUGAACAAAGGAACGUGUAUAAGGACCUGCGUCAGAUAGAGUUGUCCUGCGACUCCCAGGACGACAUCGACAGCUGGAAGGCCUCUUUUCUCAGGGCAGGGGUCUUCCCAGAGAAUGACCAGGUGGACACGGAGGACACCAGGGAGGGUGACAGCAGCUUCUCCAUGGACCCCCAGCUGGAGAGGCAGGUGGAGACCAUCAGGAACCUGGUGGACUCUUACAUCGGCAUCAUCAACAAGUCCAUCCGCGACCUCAUGCCCAAGACCAUCAUGCACCUCAUGAUCAACAGCGCAAAGGAGUUCAUCCACUGCGAGCUGCUCUCCUACCUGUACAACUCCGGCGACCAAAGCAGCCUGAUGGAGGAGUCGGCCGACCAGGCGCAGCGGCGCGACGAGAUGCUGCGCAUGUACCACGCCCUCAAGGAGGCGCUGACCAUCAUCGGAGACAUCAGCACCACCACCAUCACCACGCCCGUGCCUCCACCGGUCGACGACAACUGGCGGCAGAAGGACGGCAGUCCCCCCUCUCAGCGGCGUCCUCUGCCGGCGAGCGCUGCUCCUCCCGCUCGCCCCGCCACAGUGAGGGGUCCCACGCCGGGACCGCCACAGAACCCUUUGCCCGCUUUCGGGGCGCCCCCCACCAUCCCGACCCGUCCGGGUCCUCCCCCGGCGUUUGGGAACAGCACAAUGGAGCCCAUCCCCGCGCCCCCCCAGGUGCCCUCGCGCCCCGCCAGAGUGCCCCCUGCACUGCCCCCUGGCGUCCCCAGCAGAAGACCUCCUGCAGCUCCCAACCGGCCCACCAUAAUCCGGCCAGCAGAACCUUCUCUGCUAGACUAGGCACAAACGCACUCGCGUAUUUACACACACGCACGCACACACACGCACACACACACACACACACACUCGUACAUAGACUCAACAAAUAUACAUGUGCACACACAAAACAUUUUGGUGCCCACACACUUGUACACACAAGUACAAAGGCAAGUCUGUACAGUAAGGCCAAGGUCACAUAGACACAUACAAAGUCUUAAUAACGAUCUCAUAUGAAAACAAGUUUGUAAGAUAACCUUUGAAUGGAACACACACACACACACACACACACACACACACACACACACACACACACACACACACACACACACACACUCACACACACACACUGUCUCUCUCUUUAGGGACCUCAUGACUGGUGACAUUAGCCAUGAUAUAAAUUCAGCUGUCACCUUUGACCUCAUUUCUGAUUGGUCCAUUGAUGUUUGAUUAUUCCUUAUAAUAUUCCAACAUAAUUCAAAGGGUUAUAAUAGACUUUGUAAUGUUACAAUGGUGUAUUUACUGAUUUUUUUUUUAUUUCUGUGUUCAAAGUGCUCAGCAAGCUUUAAGACACUGAAACUAAACUCUCUCAACGUUUUCCAAGGAAGUUGAAUUAGUCUGUAAAAUGGUGGACAGGAUGAGACUUUCUACAUUUUUAAAUGUGUAUUAAAUCUUAUAAUUGAGUUCUGUUCAUCAUUUUCAGUGCAUGCCAGGUGAAGUUUAGCAAAGCAAAGCAAAGCAAAAUUCUCCCAAGCUGGUUUGUUUAUUUAUAUGAUGCAUCCAUUUUGUCUGUGAUUGUCCAUGUACCCACAUCACGAUGCAUCCAUUUUGUCUGUGAUUGGCCACGUACCCACAUCACGAUGCAUCUAUGUUGUCUGUGAUUGGCCACGUACCCACAUCAAUGGGUUUCCGGCUUCAGUUGGUGGAAAGAGAAAACCAGACAAAUGACCAUUUGGGUCAAAUGUACAGAUGACUUGGAAUUCCGUUCCACAUAAAUGGCCUUAGAUGGCCUGUGAGAUGGACAGUCAUUAGUUUUACAGCUCAGAUGGAAGCCGUGUUUGGGUCCGACCUGCUUGCGGGCCCUGGCCUGGCCCAGAAACUGCCCUGUUCCGCUGAAGAGUCUGGAGUUUGCUGCAACUUGGGAGUCAUUUAAAUGACCAGACAUACAUUUCAAUUGGAUGCCUCUGUAGAAAGCACUCCAUAUAGUUAGUCGUUCUUUUUACCCUUCAUUUUGUCUUUUUUUUCUUCCAUUUGGUCGUCUUUUUUCGCAACUUCAGAUGAGUAUAUAUGUAUUUUUAUAUGCACUUUUCCUGUUUUAUUGUAUGAUCCUUACUAUGCAGGGCUAUACUAUGUAUUCCUAUCCCAAAAACUUAACCAAGGAUCAGUUCAAACCAUUUCAGAAUGACCUACCGCCAAAUGACCUAUUGAAGUUGGGACAAGGGUUGUUGGGUUGAUGGUUGAUGAACUUAGCUUAGUAUUUGCUCUGUAAGAUCACCACGGCCAUGAAAACCUACUGUCUGUCCUCGUGUCGUCGUAGAGGACCCCCUCGCAGUGCAUUUCAAUGGUCAGGAGGUUGGGUUGGAGAGUUGGAGGGGUCGGGUCAUUUGUAUCAUUUCAUUUUGAAACUGUCCACCAGUGUUCAGUAGACAUUUUGAAAACUCUCCACCAGUGUUCAGUAGACAUUUUCUUCUCGGCCUGUGGGAUCUGUUUUCUGGUACCUCAGUAUUCGUCAGUGUCUACACCUUGGGUCGUCACCCUCAUGUCUUAGUCCUGCGUGUCCCACAAUCCCACAUUCCCCUUCCCAGACCUCUCUCCUCCAUUUUAUAUUUGGUGUUUUUCCGACAUGUCUUCUUUUGAAAAGCAGCUCCUGUUGUUUUUGUUUAAGUGCCUCUUAAGUGUAUCUCUGUUUUAGAAUUACACUCACGACUUGGUGAGGGGGGGAGGGGGGGGGUCAACGAAAGCAAUGCCUUUAAAAUGAUGAAAAAUGAAAUAAAUUGGAUGAAAUUGUUGACAUGAAAUGAAUAAAAGGGAUCGUCAUUGGCAAA